Molecule: messenger RNA, 327 nt
Organism: Cantharellus anzutake
Lineage: Eukaryota; Fungi; Basidiomycota; Agaricomycetes; Cantharellales; Hydnaceae
Exons: 5
Coding region: 1-327 (108 amino acids)
Molecular function (GO): peptidyl-prolyl cis-trans isomerase activity
Source: RefSeq, a predicted model, not a curated record
AUGGGCGUAGCUGUGGAGACUAUUACGCCAGGAGAUGGAAAAGUGAGCUCCACUGCCGGUAAUCGCGUCACAAUAGAAUAUACGGGCAUGCUGGCAGAUGGAACAUUUGACAUAGCACACGGUCCAGGCUCAACCCCCUUAACCAUCCAAAUUGGCACGGGUGCCGUCAUCAGAGGUCUGGAUGAAGGCAUUACUCAGCUCUCCCUUGGACAGAGGGUCGUUUUGUGGGUGACCCCUGAAUACGGCUAUGGUUCCCGCGGUUUCCCACCAGUGAUACCAGCUAAUGCACCCCUUCGUCUGGAAGUGUGUUUAAUAAAAAUCAAUUGA